Molecule: messenger RNA, 3498 nt
Organism: Aspergillus tanneri
Lineage: Eukaryota; Fungi; Ascomycota; Eurotiomycetes; Eurotiales; Aspergillaceae
Exons: 11
Coding region: 1-3498 (1165 amino acids)
Biological process (GO): DNA-templated transcription
Molecular function (GO): DNA binding; zinc ion binding; lactoylglutathione lyase activity
Source: RefSeq, a predicted model, not a curated record
AUGGCGACCGACACGUCCAAGUAUAAGCUUAAUCACACUAUGCUCCGGGUCAAGGACCCAAAGAGAUCCUUGGAAUUCUACAAAUUCUUGGGACUCAACCAGAUCCAGCAGCUGGAUUUCCCCGAGAACAAGUUCUCACUCUACUUCCUGGGAUACAACGGACCCAAGUCACUGCAGGGAGAGACCCACUUCACGGACCGUCAUGCUCUAUUGGAGCUCACUCACAACUACGGUACAGAGGAUGACCCCAACUAUAGCGUGGUCAAUGGCAACACGGAACCCCACCGCGGCUUUGGGCACAUCGCCAUUUCUGUUGACAAUAUCGAGUUGGCCUGCAAGAGACUGGAGGAUGCCGGGUACUUGUUCCAGAAGAAGCUGACCGAGGGCCGUAUGAGGAAUAUUGCUUUCGUCAAGGACCCAGAUGGAUACUGGGUCGAGAUUAUCCGUCGUCAUGACGAAGAUGUGGGCAACACUACGGACCCGGCCAACUACCGAUUCAACCACACGAUGCUCCGAGUCAAGAGUGCCGAGGCCAGCUUGAAGUUUUACCAGGAGGUCAUGGGAAUGACGCUGCUGCGUACAAUGGAAAACAAGGAUGCGGAAUUCAAUCUCUACUUCUUGGGAUACCCUGCAACCAGCCCCAAACUGCAGGAAGGCGCCAAGAACCCCGUGGCUGAAUGGGAAGGCCUGCUGGAGCUGACCUGGAACUACGGCACCGAGAAGCAAGAAGGUCAGGUCUACCACAACGGGAAUAUUGAACCUCAAGGAUUUGGUCAUAUUUGUGUUUCUGUUGACGAUCUCAACGCCGCCUGUGACCGUCUCGAGUCGCUGAAAGUGAACUGGAAGAAACGCCUGACUGAUGGACGGAUGAGGAACGUGGCGUUUGUGCUUGAUCCCGAUAACUACUGGGUUGAGGUGGUCCAGAAUGAGGCGCACAAACGUACUGGUGAUUGUGUGACGGAGCGACUCCACAUUGCCACAACUGCGACAGGAAAGGGAAGGAGUGCAAAUAUCAACAUGGAGACGACAAGCGGAAAACCGCCGCCGAUGAACCCCGACGAUGAGUCCGGAAUCAACAGAGUCCUGGAUACGCUUCAGAUUCCUCGAGGGUUGGCCCAGAGAAAGGAAUCUCCAUGCGAGCAAAAUACGCCGCUACAAUCUGCCGUCGCGCAUUCUCCCGCCUACAAUGCACAUACACCCACCCCGUCCGCGUUGGACGGAAAGUUGGAUCCCAUUGGAGGUGUUGCGGGAGGUCCCUCUCCCUCGUCGAGUGCUUUUCCUACCCAGCCAUUUAUAUCCGGGGCGGAGAAAAGCCAAGAACCAGUGGUCGCUUUCGCGUCCGAUACCAGCCUGGCAAACCACUAUCCCCCUGCAAAUUGGGGAUUUACCCUUCCAACGGCUGAGAGCCUGAACACUAUUUAUGCUAAUAUUAAUAGCGGGCCCAACGGCUCGCAAGAGAAUAGUCUCAGUCCUGACAGUCUGCAUUUGUCCCAUGAUAUGCAGCAGCAACCGGGGGUGCUGCUUGGACAGUCGUGGAAUAACAGGGAUUAUGACACAGACAGUGGGGAAGAGGAUGAAGCGGAAAAUGACGUUAUCGAGCAGAUCUCGCAUCGUAUUGGGACUUUGAAGAUUGCAGGCGAUGGCCAUUUACGGUUUUAUGGUGCCACAUCGAACCUAAACCUGGUAGAUGUAUCGGCAACGCAACAGCGACAGCGCCCUGAUGCGCGCACCGUCCGCCACGAUGGACAGGAUAUUUUGAAUCAUCUGCGGGUUGGGCAGGCGGUUGACCAAGCCCUCGAAGACCAUCUGGUUGAGUUAUAUUUCACAUGGCAAAAUACGAGCACUUAUGUGGUGGACAAGGAGAUGUAUAUGACGGCCAGAACAAAAUGGCGGAAUGAAUUUGACGAUACCCCGUUCUACUCGGAAGUUCUUACGAAUGCAAUGUGUGCCAUUGGUAGCGCGUUUGAAGCGCGGUAUCAUCCUACAUUUAUCACUUUUCCUAAAUCGCUAUCGGAGUUCUUUGCGGACAGAGCGAAGGCCCUUCUUGAAAUCGAGCUCGACUCUCCGUGUGUUGCCACAGUACAGGCGCUAGUUAUUCUGAGCUGUCACGAAGGGUCCUCGAAUCGUGACGCUCGUGGCUGGCUUUACAGUGGGAUGUCUAUGCGACUUGCAUUUGAUCUUGGAUUACAUAUUGACAUGACUCCAUAUGUCGAGAAAGGAGAUAUAAGUGCUUUUGAGGCCGAUGUACGACGGACAGCAUUCUGGGGAAGUUAUAUCGCAGACCAUUUCUGGGGAUUCUACCUAGGGCGACCGUUUCGGAUGAGUGCGGGUGAUAUUACUGUUCCAAAACCUGCAUCCAACUUGGGUGCAGAAAAGGAAAGCAUCUGGUAUCCAUACGGGCUUCAUGGGGAUUUAGAACCAUCAACGAGUGGGGUGAAGAACCCGAACGAACUGAUCAGCAGGCAGUUUGCUAUUCUUUGGGAAAUAAUAUCCCCUGUUGGCCAUAUUCUUUAUGGCUGUUCUGAUAUUGGCCGGCAUGACCUCCAGCGACUGUGUCAUAGAGUGACGGAUGACUUGUUUGCUUGGAAGGCGAAUUUACCUUCGAACCUUGAUAUUGAUCUUGAUAAUGAUGCUGUUCCUAAAUUACCACAUCUUCUAGUAUUACAUAUGCAGUAUCAUCAGAUUGUCAUCUUCACCCACAGACCGUGGGUGUCCAAAAGCUACAUCCAACCACGAAGCCCACGUCAAGGACCGGGUUAUCACCAUGCUCGAAGAAUGUGCGUCGAGUCGGCAACAGAUAUCGCGCGACUGCUUCACCUCUACGAGAAACAUUAUACCUUCCGCCGCAUGAACAACCAGGUCGUGGCCAUGAUCUUCAGCGCAGCUUUGAUGCUCCUUUACGUUACCAUCUCCAACACCUCUCCUUCCAGUCGAACCAGUGGCGACCAGAUUUACAAUAAUACGGAAAUGGUCGCAUACCUGAAUCUCUGCUUCCGUGCACUGGACGAGCUCGGCCAGUCCUUCGAGAACGCCAAACGUACUCGAGAUUUCCUCGUCAGCCUCCAGCGCAGAUGGCAAGCCCAUAUGCGUCGAUCGGGAGCGAAGCGACAAAUCAAUAAUCAGCCUUCAUCUCAGCAGAUUGCGGGCUCUAAUUCCGACUCCGAUGCCUCGCGGAAGAAGUCGCGCACCACGGCACCCCACGGCCACGCAUCUUUCCCAUUUUCAACCCCCGCGCAGGCUAUGGCAGUGCCUCUGGGUCAAGCGGAGAGUCAGCGAGUAGGACAACCGCUUGAUCCGACCAGGCAGCUAGGCGCUUGCCAACCCGGCGAUUUCGACUGGAUACGGAGCUCGGACCUGCAGCUACUGUCGAGCGGUCUCGACGAGGGGGGAUUCAGUCAGUUGGGUUCGGCCAAUUAUGGGGAGGCUGCAUUGCCUAGUUUGUCUGAUAUUGAACCAUGGUGGGAUUCGCCCGGGAACGGAUUCGGGUCUCCUUUAUGA